AUAUCAUCUACCCUCAAAUACGAGAGUAGCAACACCUAUAAAGGACAUACAAGGAUUGUAUCACUAUCCUCAUCAUGGUUGACUUUAAAGUUACGCCGUUAAAAGUACCUCUUCUGCAAAAUAACUGCCUUUUACACCCUAACAAAGACUAAUCAUUGAUACACUGAAUUUCUUCGUUGAUGUACGACAGUCGCCUCAAUAAUCAGUUAAUGUAAUAGCAUUUUUGUAGAAUUCACAUACAUAAAAAAAAAGCAAAUUUGUGAAUCUGUCAGCUGUUACGUGAAGUAUGACUAUUGACAUAACAAUUUGUGCGAGGGGAAUGCACAUUGGGCGAUAAAAGGAAAUCGAGCAUUAAUUGAUCUUUCAGGGGAAACCAGAACGAAAAUGAAAACUCUGUGACCUUUUUUUUUCAAAAAAAAGAAAAAUCAGAAGAAAAAGAGAUAGAUGGGUGAAUUUUUUGGCGUUUACAAACGACUCUAAUCUAGUUAAUGUUCAUACUCUCCGAAUUAGAAGACACAGUUAAAAUACUGCCAAAUGAUUUUAGAAAAGACGACAAUACAGCAAUUACCGAUGUACUAAAUGAGAAAUAUGCAAAUAAAGUGGUGCAAGAAGUAGGUCUUUGCAUCUGCGUUCAUGACAUCUUGCACGCUUCGGAGGGUCUUAUCCUUUAUGGUGACGGAUGCAGUUAUAAGAAGGUGACAUUUCGCCUUGUUGUCUUUAGGCCUUUCGUAGGCGAAAUUUUGACAGGCAGAGUGAAAAGUUGUUCACCAGUCGGAGUAGUAGUAACGAUGGGCUUUUUCGACGAUAUUCUUAUUCCAGCAGUAGCAUUACAACCCGGAUCAAAAUUUGAUCCAGCAGAGCAAGUUUGGGUUUGGAAUUAUGAAGGUGAAAAGUUGUUCAUGGAUAUCGAAGAACCUAUACGAUUUAAAGUAUACCGAGAAUCAUUCACAGACACUACUCCUACAAAUCAUCCGACAUCCAGUACACCACGAAGAAGACAAUCCAUUGCCGAUGCCACAGCAAACAAUGAACUUGCUGCAAACUCUACGAAAGUACCACCAUAUUCUCUAACCUGUACUAUCAAUGAAGAUGGUUUAGGUCUCUUGUCGUGGUGGGGAAGUUAAUCCGAUUUAUCUAUUAAAGCAGAGGAGAAGAAGUCAAUGUCCCAAACUGCUAUUAAUUAAACAGCAAUUCACAAUUUCAAGCAUCAUCUCUUUUUAAACAGCUCGUUUUUAAAAUGUAUCAGCAAUGCAAAUAUUUUAGAGAAGGAGGCUGGGCUAAAAGUUGUCAAGCCUGCAAUAAGCCCAAGAACAACUAUCUAUUAUCGAAACUCCACUUGUAUAUAUCACAAAGCGCAUUAUCACAAACACGUACCCGCACAUGCACCUUUUGCCAAAAUGCUGUCGCAAAUAAUGAAUAAACUAAAAGUGUCAUAUAUUUUCAGAGAAGAGUGUCGUACAAUUAGGACAAAAGGAUGUAUAAGGAAAAAUAGUGUCGUGCCUUUCAAAGAAAGAAAAAAGAUGUUGCAUAUGUAACUAUUUAUUAGAUAAGAUAGCC
Molecule: messenger RNA, 1557 nt
Organism: Mycotypha africana
Lineage: Eukaryota; Fungi; Mucoromycota; Mucoromycetes; Mucorales; Mycotyphaceae
Product: polymerase-like protein III polypeptide H
Exons: 5
Coding region: 489-1124 (211 amino acids)
Biological process (GO): DNA-templated transcription; transcription initiation at RNA polymerase III promoter
Cellular component (GO): RNA polymerase III complex
Molecular function (GO): DNA-directed RNA polymerase activity; DNA binding
Source: RefSeq, a predicted model, not a curated record